Molecule: messenger RNA, 1917 nt
Organism: Cryptosporidium ubiquitum
Lineage: Eukaryota; Apicomplexa; Conoidasida; Eucoccidiorida; Cryptosporidiidae
Exons: 1
Coding region: 1-1917 (638 amino acids)
Biological process (GO): protein phosphorylation
Molecular function (GO): ATP binding; protein kinase activity
Source: RefSeq, a predicted model, not a curated record
AUGCAUUCAAUUCCUACUAUACUAAGAAGUUCGAAGUCGUGGUCAAAUUCAACACAAAGAUCUGAAUAUAACCAAAAAACGAACAAUUGGUCCGACUUUAAUUCUAAUAAUGAAAAACCGAAUGAAUUUUGUUCAAAUUCUACUUUUAAUGGAAAGUUUUUAAAUAGAGAUCUAUCGAGAAGUUGUUAUAAGAGCACUAAUCUAAUUUUACCAGAAAAUUAUCAAAUCCAAAAUGGAAGAUUGUUUCGGAAUUCAUCAUUAAUAAAUGAAAAUAACGUUUUCAAGCAAAGGAUAAUCAAUGGAAAACAAAUUGAGACUAACCAAAAAGCUUCUUUACUUCAAAAUCCUUUUCUUUUGAAGGGAGGAAAACAUUUAGUUUCUCGUGCCAAUGACUUAAUAAAUGGGUUCGGAGCUUUUGAAAUGGAGUUUAGGCCUUCUUUUCCGAAUAAUUUUCAAGAAAAGAAUAAUAAAUUGACACUUUGUUUAAAUUCUUCCAAAAAAAAGAUAUACGAUUCGUUAAAUACCGAUUAUUCACAGCCUGUACCCAUUGCUUGUAAUAAAUUAUUUCGUGCAACUUCAUUUCUAGAAAGAAAGCCAAGUUUAAAUUAUUCUAAUAAUAACUCAGUUUUUUUACAGCGAAAUUCAAAUUUUAUAUCGGAAAAUUGUAGAAAAAACAGUAUAAGAUCUUGUAAUCAUGUAAAAUAUAUUCAAGAAGAGAAAUAUAAUUCAAAUAAUUUAUCAAAUAACCAACUCAAUAUAAGUUCAACAAAUCAAGAAAAUUCUUCGAUAUUUUUGAAUAAUAAACCAAUUAAUUCAAAAGUACCUAACUUUAUCAGCUCUAAAUUCUAUAUAAGAAAUAUACCAAAGAUUUCUAUUAAUAAUGCGAGUUCAAAAUCGAUCAAACCUUUAUAUAAUUUUGAAUCGAAUAAUUGGAUAGAAUUAAAUUUAACAAACAUAAAAAUUUUUUCGUUACUUGGAAUUGGAUCAACUAGUUCGGUUUAUUCUGCAUUUUGGAGAGGGACUGAAGUUGCAGUAAAAAUACUAGGGAGUUGCCCAAAAGUUAUUAAGUCAUCAAAUAGUGAUUACUUGAAUUUAAGUAUAAAUAAGGUAAUUCAAUCAAUGGAAAUGAAUAAAAAAGAUUCACAACGUUAUUCGGAAUUCAAGAAUGAAAUUAAAAUUAUGAACCUGUUAAGGCAUCCAAAUAUUGUACAGUAUAUGGGAGGUAACAUUAGUUCAAACCCACCCUUUUUAAUAUGUGAGUUUUGCUCAGGAGGCACCCUUUUUAGCCUGUUACAUGGAGAUUCUAAGAAAUGUUCAGAUUCGAACAAAUUUACCUUCUCUGGUCCGUCUAUUAAUUUAUCUUUGUAUCAAAGGAUAAAAAUUUUGCAAGAUAUAGCUCGAGGGAUACAUUUUUUACAUUCUGCAAAUCCGCCAAUAAUCCACAGAGAUAUCAAAUCUUUAAAUAUCUUCUUGUUAUUGCCAAUAAAAUCUAAUCUUGAUGUACCAAUUGCUAAGGUUGGAGAUUUUGGCCUUUGCAAACAAUUGUUUUCAAACAAAGGAUUUGCGGAUGGGCCUGGAAAUCUGGUUGGUACAUACCAAUGGAUGGCACCUGAAGUAUUAACAAACCAGACUUACAACGAGUAUAUUGAUGUAUAUAGUUUUGGAAUGAUCAUGUAUGAAGUUCUUUCUAACAAGACACCUUUUUUUGAAUUAGGAGUUGAUGUAAAUCCAGAAAUACUUACUGAAGAAAUUAUUAAGGGUAUCAGACCUACAUUGAAAUAUAUAGUUAGUGAUGCGCCCACAGAAAUUAAAAACAUAAUGAUACGAUGUUGGGACCCACAACCUUCGAAGAGGGGAACAAUGCUUAUUAUAAUUAAUGAACUACAGCGUUUAAUGGAAAAAUUAGCAAAUUCAUAG